Messenger RNA from Acaulospora colombiana, 572 nucleotides. The record is from the annotation of a GenBank genome assembly. Lineage: Eukaryota; Fungi; Glomeromycota; Glomeromycetes; Diversisporales; Acaulosporaceae.
CCGCCAGCAGAUAUACAUGUAUUCCAACAGAUUCGAGAAACCUGCCGAUGCCUAAUAUCAAGGUUGUCGGCUAUGAUAGACAGUCUAAUUCCCCGCAUAGCUGGAGGGCUUAUAAUAUGUAACUGUAGCUCUCUCACGCGUCGGCAAUUUGAGAUGCGGGAAGAAAUAGAAUACUGGCAAGCCUUGUAUAGAUCUAGAGAGCGCAUUCCCCUGUCUUACUGGACCUAUUAUGGUUAUGUGACGCCUAAACCAAAACGGCGUGGCAUAAACUGGUCCAAUAUUCGGUUGGAUCUCAAUAUGGCAGAGACUAUCAUCAAAAUGAGUACUCCAUCAGGAGCAGCCCUAGGAGAAACCGGUGUUCCCUCAAUCCUCGUAUUAUCAGUAGUACCCCAUCCUACCGAUCAUAGAAGCACAAAAAAUAUUGGAGAAAGGCCAUGGAAAUCUAUCCCCCACUUAUCUAGGUCAGAGCAUGUCUAUGAGUAUAACGUUCAUCCACAGCCUGAUGGCAUGAACUCGUCCGAAGACCAGGGGGAAGGUUUGAGGGGACAAGUGAUAUAUAUGAUGGCUGAAAG